This is a messenger RNA of Trichoplusia ni (cabbage looper), 7527 nucleotides long. RefSeq lists its product as uncharacterized. Bases 71 to 2332 code for a protein of 753 amino acids. NCBI's taxonomy places the organism in Eukaryota, Metazoa, Arthropoda, Insecta, Lepidoptera, Noctuidae. The transcript has 10 exons. The record is from RefSeq and is a predicted model, not a curated record.
UCGGGGUAUAGAGUGAAUUUGGUGUGCGAAAGUCAUACGACUUGUGUCAUCUGACUGCUCUUCCUUCAAGAUGGCUCCUCCGCCGGAGUAUGAUAAGGAACCUAAAGCCCCAGAUAAAAGUGCUACAAAUAUAUCCACUGAAGAUUCAAAACUUAUACACAAUCUAGUAAACGACCAGCAUACAAAUUCAGACCACAAACCAACAAAUACGGUUGCAGCCGUUGAAGUUGAGAAUAACAAACAUGUAGAGACUUUGGAUGAUGGACAAUUACGUGCACUCUUGGACGAGGCUAUUACAUACAAAUGCCCUAAAGAUCGAGAGGGUAAAAGCAGUCUAUUUAAGGAGUUGUUGGAGGAGGUGGAGCAGGACGAGCAGGCGUGCGAGGCGGCGGCACGCACGCUGAGCGGGGCGCGCGGCGGGCGGCGCGGCGCGCGCGGGCGGCGCGCCCUGCCGCACUCCAACUCGCUGCAGGACCUGGUGGCCGCGCUGGCCGCCGAGCCCGCGCCGCGCCGCCACCACGUGCGCCACCACGCGCCCGCGCCCGCGCACAGCAACGUGUCCGCGCGCGCCAUCCACGGCGGCAGCCUGCCCUCCGGCGUCGACACCUCGUCCCUGCUGAGCGAGGAGCCAGCUCGAGGCGCGGGGUACCUGGCCACGGUACGCUGCGUCAACCCCCCGCCGCUGGCCGAGCGGAGGGUAUCCGCCAGCGACGCCAACACGCCGGCUGAGAUGGAGCUUCUCAACAGAAGAAGUAAACCGAUGUUUCCGAUGACGUACACGGCUCGCGCUACGUUGGAAAUCGGCAGCGGCAGCGUGUGCUCAGGCCGCGCCGUCACCACCACCACUGCAUCCAACCAGGUCGAUUCCGCCAUAUCGUUUAGUUGCAUCACAACACCGGAGGUUGUGGCCAGUUGCAACACGACGUCGUCCUCGGCACAGUCGGCCGUCGCCGUCGAUCCUAAGCCUCGCAGCAUGAUCUCCAGCAGCUUCAACGGACUGCCACUGUCGCGACCCAACUACGGUUCUACCGGUUCUUCAGCCACAGACGACUACAAGAAAUCUCUUGACGAAAACGGCAACUCGGUACAAGGAUUCAGUUCACCUCUCUCGGGAUCUAGUCAACACAAAAAACCAAGGAGGAAAAAGUCUUCAAAAAAUGAAACUGUUAUUGACUGCCAGCAGAUUGACGGCUACCAAGGAGAUAAAGAUGUUAACGAACUUUUACGGUUUAUUGAAUCGAACGCAGACAACGGCCGCACUCCUAAGCUCGGUCGCGUCAAGCACAAGGACGACUCUGACGACAAGAGUGGCAAGAAACGCUCCACCGAGCGACGCAAGGACAAAGAGAACAAGAUCAAGCGCGCCUCCUCUCUGGAAGAGCUCUCGCGAACAAAGAUCGAGGACCUCACCGACGUGGCAGAAUCUCCCCUGCGCGGCGACAAGAAGGACCGGCGCGGCGACAACACUCCUGCCAAGGCCGAGCGCCGCUCCUGGGGAGAGGACGCGCGGGACGCGCUCGCGUACACCGAGUUGGCCGCCGACAGCCCCGCCGCCGCCGAGCUCACCGACUUCCAGACCGUCACCAAGAAGCGCAAGCCGCGCCGCCGCACCGACGAGCACGACCGCGAGCCCGCCCCGCGCCGCGCCCGCCCGCCCUCCCCCCGCGCGCGCCGGGAGUCCGCGCCGCCCUCCGACCGCAGCAACGACUCCAACGACGACAUGGACUCCGUGCAUUCGCUCCCCCCGCGCCGCCAGCCCCGCCGCCGCCCGCCGCGCCCGCCCCGCCGCAUGCCUCUUACGCUGAGAUCGCGCGGUGCCGCUGCGGCCGCCGGCGACGCAGCGGGAGACGCGCCGGGCGAGGCGGGCGGCGACGGCGGCGCGGACGCGUCCGGCGACGCCGACGGGUACCCCGCGCUGGAGGCCCGCGCGGCCGCCCGCCGCCGCGACCUCAAGCCCGCGCCGCCGCUGCGCCGCGAGCGCAAGCCUGCGCCGCCGCCGCAAGAGGCACCCGACGUGGUGGCCGACCGGCGGCCGCCCGUCAUCCUGCUGGACUCGGCGGCGCGGCCGCGCGACAUGGACGGCGUCACCUUCGGCUUCGACAUCAACGAGCAGCUGCUGAGCUCGGGCGCGCGGCGGCCGCGCUGCGACCUGCUGCGCGACGCGCCCGAGCCGGGCGUGCGCGUGCGCACCGCCUGCGCCGCGCUGCGCUACGUGGCGCCCGAGCCGCCGCCCGACACGGCGGCGCUGCUGCAGCUGGUGGACUACGUGGGCGCGGCGUGGGAGGACGUGGUGCGCUGCGGCGGCGGCAAGGUGCGCUACUUCAACGAGUAGCGCGCACGUCGCCCGCCGCGCCUGCUGUCUGCGUGCUAGUGCGUGAAUAUAUAUAUUGUGGGACGAACCCCAACAGUCUGGUUCGAUCGACACAGGAUCGAUCCUCGCGGGUGAUUGGAUCUAAAAUGUUCUUAUUACCGCUUAUAUAAGGAAAAAAAUGUAAAAAAGUUAUUUAAUGAUGAAUGUUCCUCAGUGCCCUCGAGACGAAAUAUCGAAAGACUUAGAGGGAGGUGACGAUACAAGUGCGUGUUGCAUCGUUGAUGCCCGUGUGGUGUGAGUGCGGACAUGGCGGGAGGUCGCCCUUUCGCUCGGUGUACUAUAAUGUAUGAUGCUAUUUUGCGACUCUGAUCGUUGUCUCGUUCAUACUAUCAAAUAUGUGAAGUGAUUACACUUUUUAGCCAGUGUUAUCACUGUCAUUGGAAAUUAAUUUAAUUUUGCUUAAAAGUAAAUGUGGCAAUAAGCAUUUAACAGUCCAAUUUGCACUUUAAAAAUCUUUUAUUUGUUAAAAUUGAUUUAGAGGAUGAUGUAAUUUAAGUUUGUGGUCUGGCGCGUGGAUAGCUUUGAUGCGUGUGAACUAGAAAUGUAAAGGACAUCAUUGUGUGUUUGAAAUUGUAGCAUAAGAUUAUGUCACUCAGCACUAUGUGAUUACAUUGUCUGCAUUUUCUCUUAUUUAAUCCAAAUCAUUAAUCAUUUAAAAAUCUUUUCUGUAUAUGUCACAUUCGAAUUCAAAUAGGAAUCCUAUGCAACCAGAAGAGUAAAUGAGAAUCUGAUGGUGCUGUCGGUAUAGCUCCAGUAGUUUGUUGAGAAUGGACAAUGGUUGUAAAAUGUAAUAAUUCCUGGUUUGUCCUAUCGCCAAGUACAAAAUCGCUGCUAGUUGUGUGGGUAGCGCCGGCGGCCGCCUGGCCCGCGAGCCGCGCCGCUGCCCGGAACAAACGUCUCGCGCCAGACAAACACUACUCAAGUUUUGGUUCCAGUUAAGAGGCAUGUAUUAUUUUGUUUCUGUUGAUUUUUUAUUAUGCUUUUGUUAUGCUGUAAUCACAAAUAUUUGGUAGAAUUUUCUAACUAGCCACUCAAGUCUAUUUUGUUAUAUAUUUUUAAGUUUUACCAUUAGAUACUACUGUAAAUAAAAUGAAGAUCUUAUAAGGAGUAACUGGCCAUAUUAUUAUGAAGGGGCAUAAUUCCUCUUGAACAUGAUCUUAUUUCUAAAGUGAUUAUUAUUUUUAAUUCUAAAUCCUUUCGCAAGUUUAUUUCAAUAUUCUAUAAGGAUCUAAUGUAACAUAAGUAAUGUAUUAUCUCCGCUGGUUGCGUGACAUUUUCCGUUAUUAAAAUAUGGAAUUAACGUUUAAUUAUCAUUCACAUUUAAUUUAUAUUUACUAGUAAGGUCAUGAUCAAGAUGAAGAUGAAUGUAUGGAGUAAUUAUGUGAAAUUAACACCAAAAUAAUUUGUAUUUGAAGAUUUGUGUUGUUAACCAACGCUUACGUGCCGUGUGCUUGUUGCCUGGCGGAUUCUUCAUUCAUGCUGUCAUGCAGGCCCUGUAUGGAGUGUAUGGCAAAUUAUAUAGUUCGACCAACCAAUCUCUAUAGUCAAUAAGGAGUGUUUUAAAAUUCAUUGUAGUCUUCUAGUGAUCAAAAACCACUACAUAUGAACUGAAACAUCCUUAGUUACUCUCAUUAUAAAUUAAAAUUUCCAAUUUUCUCAUGGAGUGACACAAUAUACUAAUUAAGAUAAUCAUGGUUAAUAUAAAUCACUCUGAACAUAAGGUGAGGUAUUAAUUAUGAUGCAAAAUAGUAAAAUGACCAUAAAGUAAAAAAUAUUAUACUCACGUGACAUUAUAGUAGCUAGGAAACUACAUUGAUUUUAAGAUUUCUACAUAGAAUGAACAACUCUUAAUACGAAACAAACUCUGUACAACUGACAUGAGAUCGGGAACAUUUUGUUUGUUACGGUGAGAACGAAAUGCCACCCAUGAUUUAUUUAUAAUGUAGAAUGUUAUCGUGUGGAUGUUAUCCUAGCCACUAAAAAUGCACGGUUUAUAAUUAUUAACUCAAGACUAGUCGAUACGAAAAUCUAAAAAAUAUUUUAGGAAUUAAAUUUUGCAAUGCGAUCUUUAAAAAUAUAAUACUUGUCACACGAAAGUAAAUGUUGCAAUUAGCAUUUCUAAUUUUACUAAGAUAUAAAAUUAGUCAUGUAUUGGAUUUUACUCUUAUCUUUUUAUAUUGGGUUACUUGGCAUACCUUUUCACAGUAAAAAUGCCAUAAUAGAUUCAAUUUAAAAUUACAAAAUUUUGAAUCAUCUAGAACAGUAAAUGGGAGACCUCGGAUUUAAACCCCUUUAAGCUAUAAAAGGAUUUUCUGUUGUCAAAAAUAUUUCACCAUAAUAAACAACAGUACUUGGACAACCUAAAAAUAUGUUAAAAUAAAUUUCAUACCUUUAUGAAUUUUAUACACAUUUUUAUUUUUAUGAAAUACAAAGUCAUGAUUUGCAGGCAAGGUAUAGUUAAUUGGAUGGUCUGUUAUAUAAUCGCUAACUAGCUUAGCUUUUGUUAUGAAUGUUGUCAAUAUAAAUAGGACUACUGUAGGAAAUUGAAACUCCUGUGUUAUAUGUUGCUGCGUCGACUAAGCCUAGGGACAAAUGGUUAAAUAAGUUUAUCACAUUGGUCACAUGUCUUCCAUAAAUUCUUGCUACUUAGUCAUUUCUUGGCAGUAUAUAAUAUAACAUAUAAUUUUAAGCUAUUUAGAUGUGCAUUUCGACAUGACAUGUUAAUAGGAAAUUAACUAUACCUUGGACCCGAUCCAUAUGAAAAUCUAACAAAUUUGAUGUUAUUUGCAAUAAAACUACAAAAUUAAAACAAUUUCAUUUUUAUUUUUGCAUAUAAUUAAGCUCCUCUAAUAUUGCGUCAGAAUGUUGACGUCGAUGUUGAUCUACAAAUUGUUACAAAACGAAAUCAGAAUGAACGGCCACAAUAUUGUAAAUAUAGUGUACAUUACUUUCAUUUUAUUUUCGGAGAGAUAGCGUUUUUUAAUAUUGUUGAGAUUGAUAUCAAUGUACUGAGAGGAAGCUCAUAUCAAAGGUAUAGAAAUUAUUUAUUAUUUCUUUCCCUUGUAAAAUAUGUAUAUAGAUAGAUAUGCAGAAGUUUCGGAAUUUUAUCGUUUUAAAGCAUCCUAGACGUUGUAGAUAAAAGAUCUCUGAUUGGAUGUUGUGACUUCACAAGGAACAGAGGCGCGUGGGACACCCGCUUCACGACGCCCGACCGACCGAGCGCCACGUGCUGCUAUCAUUCAUAGUUCUCAAAUCAAUGUACAUUUAUGGUUGUCAUUGUGUUUCGUUUUGCUUAUUGUGUAAUUAUGUAUUUGUUUGUUGCCAAACACUUCCGUUCCACGGCGUUUAAUGGGCUUAUGAUGAUACCCAUAGAAUCUCUGCGCUAUGUCAAGCAACGGUCGAGUUCGGGUUGGAUUUAAAAGUCGGAGCGGCGUGUUUUACCCGCGAGACUAAGGCGCUGAGCCUCGUCAAACUAAUGAUAAAAAUAUAUAUUGCAAUUUCUACGCAAGAAACAUAACCAUUUAAAUAUGUUAAUUUUAUUGUAUUUAAAAGCUACUUGAAUAUUUUUUUACGCAAAUUAUCUGGAGAUCUAAAAAUAUACAUAAGAGAAUAUAAUGAAAGUAUGGAUGAGCUAAAAUUAAUUAUCUUGAGCUAAAAUAAAUGUAAUUAUUUUAUCUAGGUAAUGGAGUGAUAACGCUUAGGAAAGCUAUUUGGCGAAGUGUAAAUGUAUAAAUAAAUUAAUGCUGAAAAUAAGGUUUGUACGAUUGCCGUGUUGUCUCAAUAAAUAUAGUCUGUGUCAUGAUUACUACGGAAUUAGAAUAAUGUCUUAACAAGGCUGCACAAGAUAUAUUUAUUAAGACAGAGGGACAAACGUUCUGUAUCAUAAUAUGUACCAAUAUGAGAAAUUUUAUUUAUCUGCUUUGCAUCUAACUGUUUAAUAAUUAUUCUAGGUUUUUACUCUGUUCGUUUCUAACAAACAUUACUAAUGUGUAUGCAUUUUAAUUAUAAACUUCUAUACGUUUAAUUAAACUUAUAAGACGACGUUCAAAUAUUUGUAAUAGAAAGCUACAAUAAAUUAUGAUAAAAUGGAUUUCCUGUAAAACAGAGUACAAAAAUUGGAUGCUCAAGCUGUCUGCUUUUCAAUGUUUAAUUACUUUUUGCAGUUUUUUUUUUUUUCAAUUUAGAACACAGCUUGUUGUAAGCACGUUGAACUUUCUUUUCUUUCCGUAUGCAUUUAUUAAAGUAAUCUCUCAAUAAUAAUCCAAUAAAUUCAACGUUUUACGUGGUAAUAAAAUAUUUUUAUUGUUGGAAAUGUAUUAAUUUUGUAAUUAGAUAUCAUACGAUCCACAUAAAUAAUGUAGCCCAUGUCCAUUAACUAUAACAAGACUCAUUACUUUUUUUUAUCACCUCAUACACACCAUCUUUUAUUAUCAAUUCAAUACGGCUUGGUGAUAGUAAACGAAACAACGCCGAGGUUUGAAUAUGAAGUUUAUUAUGAAUAGUGAGAAGACGAGACUGAUUUCUGCGAUUGAUCUCAAAUUCGGGAACAUGAUAAAUUAUGCUGUUAUCAAUAUACUUUGAUUUUUAGCUGGGCCUCACGUGCUUUCAACGUACAUUCUGCUUAAUUCAUAGAAGUAUCUAAAAUUAUCAUGAUUGAAUUUCUAUAAUAGUUGAACGUCGUCUUAAAUAUUUAAAUUGUUGGUAGUUUACCAAUGAACUGUUAUCGUAUUAUAUAAGCCUGCUCUAGAAAACUGGUCAUGUAGUAAAUAUUUGUUAUUAAAAUAAUAUUCAUAACAGUCGUGGCAAAUAAAUAGUUACGUUUGCAAUGUUAUUAAAAUUAGUACCUAUUAUAGACAUGUGUGUAAAAUAUCUCUACAAUUAAAGAAUGAUGUUAAAUGUUAUUUUUAUACAAAAUUAGAAUAACCACGACCUUUAUUACGUUCGUACAAGCGCUAAAAUAUUAUUUAUUUGAUCAAAAACUUUUUCAUGUACUUUUUUAAAAGAUGUUCCUUUUUGAAUGAGAAUAGAGUAAAAAUUUAGUACCGAUAUUAACUGUAAUACAUUUGUUUAUAUAAACAAUAUUGUAACCAACUGCAAUUUACAGUUAUGUACUUUUUCACUGUUUCCGUUUUCUUAAUAAAAUGUUGAAAAUACAA